AUGGCAGCGCGAUCUCUGUGGCGCGCCAAAACGAAGCUGCUUUUAGCAGCCACUGUGGCUGGUGGAGCCGGAACCGGCUCGGCUAUGAUUGCCAACUCAGAGGACCCUGCCUCGGCCCUGAAGCUCUGCACCGCCGUCCCUCUCCGCCUCCUCCGUGACUCCAUUACUGCCGCCACGAUUGCUUUUGAUUAUGAAUACUCUCUCUGGGGCUUGCCUGAGGGUAGCACUGAGAGGACAAGAGUUAAAUCUGAAGUUCAUGCCAGGAGUGCAUUUAGGCUUCAAGAACUUUGUUUUAAAAAUGGUGGAAUAUAUAUCAAGCUUGGUCAACAUAUUAGUCAGCUGGAAUACUUAGUGCCUGCUGAGUACGUCCAGAUAAUGAGAGAAUCAAUGUUGAAUAGAUGCCCUGUUUCGUCAUAUGAUCAAGUUUGUCAAGUUUUCAAGAAUGAGCUCGGAGGGGCUCCAGAUGAAAUUUUUGCCGAAUUUGAUCCUGUGCCCAUUGCCAGUGCUUCUCUGGCGCAGGUUCACGUUGCCCGCACUCAUGUGGGAGAAAAAGUUGCUGUAAAGGUUCAGCAUACUCACAUGACAGAUACUGCAGCUGCAGAUUAUGCAACUGUGGAUUUAAUUGUUAACACAUUGCAUUGGCUCUUUCCUUCUUUCGAUUACAGGUGGUUGAUUGAUGAAAUACAGGAAAGUAUACCCAAGGAGUUAAAUUUCUUGUUUGAGGCCAGGAACAGCAUAAAAUGUAUGGAUAACUUUCGGAGGUUCUCUCCUCAUAUUGCAGAGUAUGUUUAUGCCCCAAAAGUACUUUGGAAUUUGAGUACCUCAAAAUUGCUGGUUAUGGAAUUUAUUGAUGGCGCACAAGUAAAUGACUUAAAGACCAUUCAGAAGCUUGGAAUUCAGCCUAACGAUGUUGCAAAAUUAUUAAGUCAAGCGUUUGCUGAAAUGAUGUUUAAACAUGGUUUUGUGCAUUGUGACCCACAUGCUGCCAAUGUGCUAGUUCGCCCAUUACCUUCUGGCAAUAGGGGAAUUUUUGGAAAGAGAAAACCGCAAUUGAUACUGCUAGAUCAUGGUCUAUACAAAGAUCUCGAUGUUCAGACUAGAAUAAGCUAUGCUUCACUGUGGAAGGGAUUGAUAUUUUCAGAUGCCAAUGCAAUUAAGGAAAAUAGUGCGAAACUAGGUGCUGGAGAAGAUCUUUAUGCAUUAUUUGCAGGAAUUCUUACGAUGAGACCAUGGAACAAAGUUAUUGAUCCUGCUGUUGAUCAUCUGGCUGUCCAAGGCACCGACAGUGAUCGUUCAGAACUCCAGAUGUAUGCUUCACAAUAUUUUUUUCAAAUCACAGAGCUUCUGAGGAGACUCCCUCGUGUUAUUCUUUUAAUGCUCAAAACAAAUGAUUGCUUGCGUGCAGUUAAUCAAUCACUGAUGCAAGGAUCCUCUUCUGAAACAUUUUUGAUCGUUGGAAGAGUCUCUUCUGAGGCAGUUAUUGAGUCAAAAUUGUUACAGAGCAGGUCUUUUCUAUCUCGGGCACUUGUUUGGUUGGAAGAAUUUCAGCUACAAGCUCGGUUGUUUGUAAUGCAGAUUGCACUAUGGCUUUUGAAACUUCAAAAAGCUUUGACAUUGUGA
Fraxinus pennsylvanica is the source of this 1620-nucleotide messenger RNA. The record is from the annotation of a GenBank genome assembly. Lineage: Eukaryota; Viridiplantae; Streptophyta; Magnoliopsida; Lamiales; Oleaceae.